UUUCUAUUUGUGUGAUUGGCUAGAAAGGAAUGCGUUAGGACGCAGAAGUCUGUGGGAAAAUAUGAUUGGCUGGCUAUGGGCGGUUGAAUUUGAAAAUUUCAAGUACAGCAGCAUUUUAAAAAGAGGCUGCAGGGCUGAAACGGAGUUUCUGACGUCAUGCGGGCUACAAGGAAGAGAGCAACUGCCAGAGGGCGUAAAAAUGCUGUAAAAAGUGACAAGCUGGAAGCUUUCUUCAUAGACUUUGAUAGUGAAGUUAAGGCUAUUGUUGAAAAACUUAAAUCAACGGCCAGCAGCCUCCUGAAAGAAGCUGAUAACUUCUACAACAUUGCCAUCAUCAAGCUUCCUGUGACCGUCAGAAAAAUGAAAUGGAUGGAUUAUUUUGCUGUAGGAGGAAGCUUAAAAGCCAUAGAAGCAGUAGCAAAGACUGAACUGGGCCUCUCAGAAGUAGCAAACAAUGCUGCUGAAGUUAAGAAGCUACCAAAAUCAACACAAAAAGCAAAUAAAAAGAAGCUCGGCACAGAAACAAUUUCAGAAGAAGCAGAAAAUAUUCCACCAAUCAAGACAACCACUAAAAAGGGUAAAGCAACCACCAAAAAGGUUCCUCCAUCAACCAGAAAGCCCAGGGCUCUUUCAGUAAACCAAGCAGGUACUGGCAUUAGAAAGUCUACCAGGAAAGCUUGCGCAACUCCAGCUACAAAUGCACUGGAUUCAUCUUUCAUGGGACCCACACCCCUUAUUACUCCAAGGUUUGAUUCAAGACUUCCAAAAACCCCAGCAGUACGCAACCCAAGGCACAGAGAGCGUAUUUAUAGCAUUUCGGUGAAUGGCAGUCCGAUUGCUCCGAACAAUGAUCUUUUAAUUAAUAUACCAAUUGGAAAUGGAGAGUUUUCCCAGCACUGUUUCCACAGCUUGGAUGAGUUUGCAUCUCAGCCGCUGUUCCAGCUCAGGAAAGCCCUGUAAAGGUGUGUUCUUGAAGCGGACCUUGCUGCAUGAUUGAAGCUGCUCUCCCAGGCUGCUCAGGG
Acipenser ruthenus (sterlet) is the source of this 1022-nucleotide messenger RNA. RefSeq names its product borealin-like. The record is from RefSeq and is a predicted model, not a curated record. Bases 157 to 960 code for a protein of 267 amino acids. Gene Ontology annotation, cellular component: chromosome passenger complex; chromosome, centromeric region; spindle midzone. Lineage: Eukaryota; Metazoa; Chordata; Actinopteri; Acipenseriformes; Acipenseridae. Gene Ontology annotation, biological process: mitotic sister chromatid segregation. The transcript has 10 exons.